CGUGACUUAGCGACGUAGCACGGAAGAAGAUUAAAAUCGGCAUUAUUAUAUCUAACCAUGGAAACUAAAGAGUUGAGAAAAGAGAGAAGGCCAGGUUAUUUUGCCAGGCUGCUUCACAUGACGUCCCCAUACGUCUCUCUCUGUAGCCUCUCACUAAAUCAGCACUGGUUAAAAAGAACAAAGCAGCUAAAACAAAAAGCAGAACCUUCAAGUUGCAAUACUGAAAAUCCAUUGCCUAAAAUAGAAAUACAACCUGGUGAAAAUGACUCGAAAGAAAAUCUCAGUGUAUCUUCACAACAUAUGGUUGACGAUGAAAAGCUUAAGGAUAUUUCAGAAAAUUCUUUGAAAAAAGGAGAUAAUACUGCAGACAAUAAAAGCAAACCCGUUCAAAGGAAAGAAAUCCGACGUGCGGAACUGAAGAGCUUUUACCUGUCUGGUGAUGGACAGAUGAACAGGAAUAAAGAAAAGAAAAUGGUUACUCAGAAGCCAUUUGGAACCAUAGAAUAUAUGGCUGGGUCCCAAGACACCAUGAACACCAUAGCUUUGAAAUUCAAUGUUACUCCAAAUGAACUUGUGCAGAUGAACAAACUUUACAGUCGUGUUGUUGUUCCUGGUCAGACUUUGUAUGUUCCAGAUUCACCACCUGCUGCGGCAGCAAUUUCCCCAGUCUGUGGAAGCCUGCUGACUCCUCCCUCAUCAGAUACAGAGUAUGGUAAACUUCCAGAUGCAGAUCGUCCAAGAAAAGUAACUGCUCGGAAUUUCCUCUCCUCAUCAGUGCAUUCACAACCUAUUGUGAGAGUAACAUCAUCUGGUUCAGAAGAUGAUGAACCACUUACAGAAAAGUUUUUGAAAAUGAAUUGCAGAUACAUCACAGAUGGCGAGGGAGUUGUUGGAGGAGUUAUGAUUGUCACUCCAAAUAAUAUAAUGUUUGAUCCACAUAAAUCCGAUUCCCUUGUAAUUGAAAAUGGAUGUGAGGAAUACGGACUAAUUUGUCCCAUGGAAGAAGUCAUAUCCAUUGCCUUAUACCAUGAUAUCUCACACAUGAAGAUUAAAGAUGCUCUUCCAUCUGAUGUACCAAAGGAUCUCUCUCCCCUGUAUAGGCCUGGAGAUUGGGAUGAUCUAUCAGCUGAAAAGGAUCUAAAUCCAUUUAAUCGUUUCAAGGCCAUGAGUAAAAAUCGACAGGUGAAGGAUCAUGAUUCUUCAGAAAACCAUUAUCCUCUCCGCAAAAGUAUGGAAGAUACAUCUGAUGAAUUGUUUACUGAACUUGCAUCAUCCCCGGUAAAAGAGGAAAGUGCUGCAGAAUUUGCAAAUGGUAUUUAUAGAGAUGUAGUUGAAGGAAAGUCAGAAGUGGCUGCAACUCGCUCUAUCUUGAAAAGCCAUGGUUAUUACAAGGAUGAUUCCACUACUGAGGAGGAAGCUACAGAUAUGUCUGAUGCUGUGGAGUGUAUGAAACAUGCCUCACUUGUGAAAAAUUAUGAGACCAAUGACCAACAAACUAUACUUGAAAAAUCGUUACUGGGACCCACCUCAAAAAUGUGUAUUCAUUCUUCUGAAAGUCCAUCUUUAAUAUUUGGUGUUCCUUCAGAUCAUGGUAUUUCUGGGGACAGUGAAAUUACCUUCAACAGUGAUAUAACAGCAAAGGGAACCUACCUAGAAAAGUACGUGAGCAAAGGGAGCAAGGUUCCCACAAUGCAGGAUUUUCCAUCUGAUAUUGGUCCAGACACGAGUACAAAAUCAUCUUUGAAUGAAGAUAAUGAAGAAGCUGGCUGUCAAUCAGAAAUUCAAGCAUUCUUUAACAAACUUAAAGGACCAAUUGAAGGUUUCCAGCUCUGCCACAAAACUGGAGAAACUCUGAUCAGUCACUAGUGACAUCCAAUGUGACAUUAAUUAAGACAUGCUUCCAUCAAAGGAAGAGAAGAGCAAGAAACCACCUAUGUUCCUUUGCAUUAAACUUGGGAAACCUAUGCGAAAGUCAUUUGUGUCAUAUAGCAUGACGACAAUACAC
Amblyraja radiata (thorny skate) is the source of this 2005-nucleotide messenger RNA. RefSeq names its product nuclear receptor coactivator 7-like. The record is from RefSeq and is a predicted model, not a curated record. The transcript has 11 exons. NCBI's taxonomy places the organism in Eukaryota, Metazoa, Chordata, Chondrichthyes, Rajiformes, Rajidae. Bases 58 to 1866 code for a protein of 602 amino acids.